Molecule: messenger RNA, 933 nt
Organism: Penaeus vannamei (Pacific white shrimp)
Lineage: Eukaryota; Metazoa; Arthropoda; Malacostraca; Decapoda; Penaeidae
Source: RefSeq, a predicted model, not a curated record
UUCUUUCUUUAUAGGGCAGAGGGUCGGUGCUCAUGUCAGACCGCUCAUCUCCGCUCCUUCCUCCUCCUCCCUCUGCUCACACUCACCUCCGACACUACCAUCGCGUCACGUCACGUCUGGGAGAAAGCCCGCACUUGGUUACCGCCCCCAGCAGUAUUCUCCAGCAGAGCUCCUCCUCUUCCUCCUCCUGUUCCUCGCCCUCGUCCUCUUCCUCCGCCAUGACUAGAGGGUUGUUAGCGAGUGGAGGGGGAGGGCUGGUCAGAGAAGGGAACACGUACGAGAUAGCACUUGAUGUGAGGCAGUCGAGCCUGACGGGAGGCUCUUGCCAGGCUCUGGCCUUGUCGGAUCACUUCAGACUGCCGGGGACUUGGCCCGAGAACGUUAGCAAAGAGUCUCCUUCGUAUGACCUGAGUUCCCUUCAGGGCAAGGGUCGAGGUCGGGUGUGCGAUCACUGUGGGAAGGUCUUUCAGUUUACCAAUGACCUGCGCAAACAUAUCCGAACACACACGGGAGAAAAACCUUACAAGUGUCCGUACUGUAGUUACUGCGCCACCCAGAAGGUUCACCUGCGUGGCCAUAUUGUGAGGAGACAUGGACCUGCGCCUUCUCUGAGUCAAGAUGGGUAGACCAAAAAAAAAAAAGAGAUAAAAAUUACUUAUGCUUUGAGAGAGAGUACCUCAGAUUUUGAUGGCUGUGUGGUAACAUUGGAUGAGCGAUCGGGACCACUGAGAGGAUAUUUUUUUUCCUUAUAGGGCGUGCUGGCAGGUACCAUGGUAGGCGUAGACAUGAGUGGCCUCGUCCCUCGUCCGGACACCCACACGCUACGCUACAAGGCUCAAGACCAUCUGGGAAGAACGCUUUAUGGAUGUCGUAUUUGUGCGAAAACCUUCUUCUACGCCGGGGAUUGGCGCAAGCACAUACGAACGCACACCG